GCCUUUGGAAAAGCGGGUCUUUCCUCCUCUCGCGGAGUUCAAGCGCGUCGUGCGAGGUUUAGGUUUUACAAAAGCAAAAGACCUGAAGGCAUGGCUGCGCUCUGGAGAACGUCCAGUCUUGUUCCCGAAGUAUCCGCAUCUCGCGUAUAAAGGGCAAGGAUGGAUUUCGCAUCUGGAAGCGAUAGGAAAGCCCCGCGCACAGCACGAGGCGAUCCCGGCAGAGACAUUGAGCGCGAUGGUCGGCAAGAGGGAAUUGCAGCAUUCUGCAUCUUCAACUAGUCAUCAAGAUUGGAAGUUGAGACGUGCAGACGCUGCGAUUGCGUGGGUCGAAGGGCUGCUCGCUGAGUUCGGGUGCGAGACGCGGAGGUUGCCACGGCGGUCGCAGGGAACGUUACUAGUCAGAGCCCAGGAGCCAAGCAACGACGCGGUGAAGAAUGACGACACCGCUAGAGUUGAUGAAGAGGACGAUGAAAAACCUUUGUGGAGGGCGUUGCAAGUUCGUUGUAACACAUACGAGGGGAAGACGCGAACGGUGCUCGCUUCGCAGAAGCGUAUGUCGACGGAUAUUGGAAUGGUGGUGGUGAAUCAUCUAGAAGAGCAGGCACGGGUGCUGCACUUGGGAUCGGUGAAGCUUCGGAAGGCACGAUCUGGUCCUCGCGUGUUGCACUGCUUCUCUCUGCCGUAUCUUCGAUGCAUCCGUGGAACCGAAGGUCGGUCGGAGCUUCUGAGAGAGUUGCAGGAGGUCCUUGGACUGCUGCGGCCCAGGUCCCGAAGUGAGUGGUUGGCCGAGCUGCCGGGAAGCGUGGCUACGAAGCGGUGGCAGGGGCUGUGUAAGCAGCUUGCGGAGAAAGUGAUUGUUCCCGCAGGCUUUGCAGACGAACCUUGCGCGCAGUUUUUCAACAAUACCUACGACUUCACGAUUGAAGGCCGCAAAUGCGUGCUUCGUUGGUCAACAAUGGUUCCGAAUUUUCGGAAUUACCCUCGAAUCAGCUUUAAGCGAACUCGCAUGGUCAACGGCCGGUCUGUUCUGAUUCCUUUGGGCAAUGUCGAGGACUUCGACUUCUUGUUUGCUCUCUUGAGCACUGCAGAUGGAGUGCUUGCAGGUCUCUUCGUGUUUCCUCGUUGUUAUCUCGUGAAAUGGGCGGUUUGUGCACAGAACUUCGCUGGAGGACAGACAGGAAUGACUCUCUACCCUCCGGUGGAACACGACGUGGUGGCUCCUGUACGUUCGAAGCGGCAGCAGGCGGACGAGCAGCGGGAAUUCUUCAUUGACCUAAAAUGGUUACAGAGUGUGUAUAGCACAGAUAUAUUGCUUAGCCAGAAUGACAAAGACACUACCGCAAGUUCCGCAGCCCUAGCAAAGUUUCGAAAAAUCAUCCUUGCCAAUUAUGACGUUAAGAAUGUAAGACACGAUCACGAAAGGGAUAAGCCCAAAGGCAAUAAUAUACACUAAACUUCUGAAUCUGAUGAGCAACAAGGUUGAAGAAAUGUAUGGGCAUGAAUGGGCAGCAAUACGAUUAUUUUAGAGCCCUUUCACGCUGAAGC
This is a messenger RNA of Amoebophrya sp. A25, 1545 nucleotides long. The record is from the annotation of a GenBank genome assembly. NCBI's taxonomy places the organism in Eukaryota, Dinophyceae, Syndiniales, Amoebophryaceae.